This is a messenger RNA of Varroa destructor (honeybee mite), 5495 nucleotides long. RefSeq names its product N-acetylglucosaminyl-phosphatidylinositol de-N-acetylase-like. NCBI's taxonomy places the organism in Eukaryota, Metazoa, Arthropoda, Arachnida, Mesostigmata, Varroidae. The record is from RefSeq and is a predicted model, not a curated record. Gene Ontology annotation, molecular function: N-acetylglucosaminylphosphatidylinositol deacetylase activity. Gene Ontology annotation, cellular component: endoplasmic reticulum.
CGCCCAAGAGGGCGUCAGUCAGCUAGAGUUCUAGUGGCACGGUGCACCCGAGCUGCUUGUAGUGACGAACGCUCGUUGUCAAUUGCUCGCUGGCCGAGAGGCAGAAAAAAAGGUUGCCAGCAAAGCGGCAAAGCCUAACCGAUUUAAAAUGUGAAUUUGACAGGAUGUUUCUUAUGGAGCCAACGUUAGAGCUCUGGCUCACCGUCGCGGCGAUCACCAGCAUUUUCUUUGGACUAUUCAUCGCCUUAGCCGUGAUAAUAUGUUCGCGAAAACGGCGUACAGCGAAGCAACUAGGUGGCGUAGAGCGCCUGCUCUUGGUGACAGCUCACCCGGACGACGAGUCGAUGUUCUUUGGACCGUUGAUUGUGAAUGAAAUCGAACGCGGUACAGAUGUGUAUUUACUUUGCCUUUCAACAGGCGAUUAUUACCGGGAGGGUUCGCGGCGGAAGGCGGAAUUGUUGAACGCCUGUAGAUCUCUGGGCAUUCCCGCAGGCAACAUCACAGUCAUUCAGCAUGGCCUGCUGCCUGAUAACCCGAAAAAACGUUGGAAUGAUCGAUUAGUCGCCAACCUCAUCUAUAAAUACGUCACCAGCCUUAACUGUGACACGGUGGUUUCCUUUGACCAUUAUGGAGUGACAGGCCAUUCAAAUCACGUUUCAAUUUUCGAUGCGUUGUUAUAUUUCUUUGAAGACCCUGCGGAAACAGGCCUUAAGAUUGAUUUCCGGGUGUUUAUGCUAGAAUCAGUCAACAUACUUCGAAAGUACAGUGGCCUUCUCGAUGGAGCCUUCGGUUAUUUGUGGCCGUCUACCUAUGUCUAUCUUCUAACUCCAGAUCAACGGAGAAAGCUGGAUCUGGCGAUGACUCAACAUGGCUCACAAUUGACGUGGCUCCGAAGACUGCACUGUCGUUUCUCCCGAUAUAUGUACGUCAAUACACUCAAUGAACUUACGGAGGAGAAGGCAGAAACCGAUAAAAACGAAUAGAUUCGAUUGACCCUGUUCGGCAACAUCCGAGUAUCCUGUCCCUGCGGACAGAAGCACUCCAUCGGCAGCUGUAUGGCGGCUCAAAAUGUCGUCUAACUAACUCAGCUGCCAGUGGAGCCUCUGGACGCGCACCGUUUUCCUGUUACUCAUUCAGUGAUUAAUUAGUUUAUAUUUACCAUAAGCAGCAGUGCUAGCUGUAACCGAAUCUACGCCCCUGGCCAGACGAUUGAGAGUUUCUCAUAGUAAUGGUUCGUACGGUAGCGUACACACAGACAAAAGUUACUACAAUUCGUAGGAAUGGCUCUUCGUGUCAUUUCACGAAGCAGACACUGCUUGAUACCCAUACAGAAAACGAUAUAGGUAUAUGUCAAAUGAGAGCCGAUCGUACGAUAUUCGGCGAUCUGGUUAACGUUGCUAAUAAAUCAGUGCGACGGACAGACCCUUCUCGAUAUCUGCCGCUGCUUCGGGUGCAAACAGACUCUUUCUUUAUUUUCAACUGUUCAGACAAAUCAUAAAUCACCAGAUCUCUGUUGGCCGUUAUUUUCACCGCCCUCUUCUGCCGAUGUCGGCAAUUUUCCUAGCAUUUCAUCAGCGCCUCUCGGGCACACGAAGACCUCUGCUUUGAAGCACUUAACAGGCAACGGUCAUAAAAUCUACUACAAUACACACACACACAUUCACACCUAGAUCUGAGACUUGAAAUCUGUUAGGCCUGCGGGUAUAUGUGAGAAUGUACCUGCGAACCCGUUUUUCGUAGGAGAAUGUCGAAUGAGAAACAGCUAAUAUCCUCAAUAAGUGACAAUAAUGGUGAGAAAAUGGGUGCAAGGAAGUGCUGACGGUGUAACAGCACACGCGACGUCUGCCAGCCUCUGCGGACAUAUAGAAUCUCAAAAGAUCGUCAAUAGCCUGCUUCUUCCUCAUCAGACAAACACAGUCAGAGGAGCGGUCACCACAGCAAAGUUAGCCUGUCAGUCAGCCAUAUACAAUAAUAUGAUGCGAUAUGUGCGACCUUCGGCAUUCUAUCUCCCAGUGAUAGGUUACCGGUACCAUGGCCACCACACGUAACAGGACGUGCAGGAAUAGGUGACGCGGUCGCAGGGCUCACGUUUGUUGUCGAGUAGGGUCAAACAGCCAUGUGGAAACUGAGACUAUGACAAACACUAAAAUAGUGUUCACAAUACAUAUAGGUUAUUACGACACCAUCAAAAGACUGAGGACUGCACUCGCAAUGUGUACGGUACGGUAUCGUACCUAUUGAGCUAUCAUCGAUUAGACUAUCACGGUGCGCUGAUAAAAGUUAGUGACACCGUUACUUAGUGUAGAAACCGUUAUUGGAUGUACUGCACACAGCGAAGCGGGGGAAGAGUGCAACGACGCCACGUUUUCUGGAUGCAUUAUAAUGAUUACUUCGACUUGUCGAUGUUUGACGUCAGCGAGUGGCCAAUAGAGUAGACUGUGAUACCGAAGAAAAACACCGUUAACUUAAAACUAUUAUAGGAAGUUACAUUUAAUAUGAGGCUAUGUUUCUAGGUCCCCUGUGCCCCUGUAUAGUGCGGUUUCAGACGGAUAAAUAAGUAAAUAAUAAAUAACACAGCCACUAACCACAAUGAUUGUGGGUAGAUACGAUGAAACCGAUGUUUUGCAUGCUAAGGUCAUUGAUACAAGUCAGCUAUGGACCCCGUAGUUGAUUCACAGUGAUCAGAAUGCUAUCAGCAAGCCACUGAUUCUAUUAGGAGACAUGGUGCUGCAUCAGAUAUAAGUGUCAGAUGACGAUAACGCGUCAUACCGUUUAUGUCGAUAGUAAAUAGCUUAUACGAAGAGUCGUUCAUAAAUGUAGCCCACUCAUCUAUUUGUUGAACGAGACAUAAAUGAGAGACCUCAGGCAUAACAAACCAGUAGCCAUCUAAUGAAGUCAUUCCCCGCUAGAUAAACCCUGUCGACAAAGACAAGCUCUUAUCGGGGACGAACAGAGCCACGCGAAAUAGACAAAAAAACGCUUCUUUUAAAUAAAUAAAUUAGCAGUACUCGUGAGAAUGCUUUUGAUAGACCUUGAUAGGGAUAGCUUGAUAGAAACAAGAUGGCCAGUAGCCAGUAAAGUAAUCGAUAACGAAACGCACCCUGCUGGAGCGGUAAAUCACAGAACAACUCAAGCUGGAUGUUCCUUAAAACAAUGCAAUCGGUGCGUCUCCAUGAGGUGUCAAGGGUUAGAAACAAAACCUCAUAGAAUGAUGAUACUUAUCUCUGUUGCAUUAUGUUCCAACCAUUAGAAGAUCGGCAUUUUCUCCAUUACUUAUUUGUUGAAAGCAAGACUGUCAAAAGGACCACUUGUACAAGUGGGCCUAUACUACUGAUCUGAUACGCGUGAUUACCGAUCGAGUCUAAGAUUUGUCAAGCUGCCAGGAUGCUAACAUUGUCCAUUGUGUAGAUAUAUAUACAUAUAUCUAUGAACUCGCUAAAAAAUUCUAAUAGGAAAAACAUUCAGCUGCUAUCAAUAACACUGAAUAUGAAAUACCAUAAUCUUACGACUAUCGUAAGUAUUAUUGGUCAUCAUUAGCAAUACCUUAAUGACGAAUCGUGAUGGUUCUGUGACGCCCGAGGCGGGUCCGUGCCUCGCAAGAUCAAUAGGCACAUAAUUAUAUUAUGCUAUAAUAAAUAAUAAUAAACCAACGCAUAAAGGUACUGGAGGAAACCCGGUUGGUAUGAUUCUACCCUCGAUAUAGUAAUUUCUGGUAUUCAUAAUUUGUAUUAAUAAUUGUCGUUGUAAUAAUAAGUAUGUGGGAAAUUUAUAUAGCAUCUAUAGCUUAGCCAGUUUGUAUGGGUGGAGUGGUACAAAUCAUAGAGUUAGUUUUGUUAUAUGCCCAAUGAUGCACGCGGGGUGCUUAAAAGCGGGGUUUGGCAAGCGAGAAAUUCGCAACUUUUCGACUCAGUAAAAAAAAAAGACAACAAAAUAAGAAGAAGAAAGAUAUAAUAACAGUGUUUAACAAUAAUAAUCGCCGUAUACUUUGUCGGCAUAUUUAUGGGCACUUUUGAUGAUCAUUUUUAUAGCCAUUUAUUGCGCAAUGACUAUUUCCAUGCCUAGUCAACCUUUCUGCACGCAAUAAGAUACCAUUCGUGCGAAACCUAUCACAAGGGUCUGAUAUGGAGAAACUGUUUUAUACGCGACAUAUAUCGUGCACAAGCUGAGAAGAAAAGGUCUGUCAUAAUUACAGUAACGUUGGUUGUUAUCUGACAUCUUUCUACACGCAUCGAGAUAUGAUCAUACACAUUGUUUCCGUAAACGAAUACGUUGUAGUUUAUUGGAGGCUGAACUUACUGUUAUCUAAGUUAAUCAAGUGUCCACUCAACGAGCCAUAGCGUACAUGGAAUCACAUUUACCGUGAAUGAACGUUCAAAAGGGUACCUACAAAUCUACGUAGUUCAACCAGCAACUGCGUCUAGAAUAUAAACGUCCUCAGGAGUGUGUAGCAUUAGCUUACGCGAUAAUUAAUUUGCAUGUAAGUUAUCUUCAGCAUAAGAAAAACUUGCACCCAUUUAGUACUUAGCAGCGCCACGUUUGAGUCGUCCUAAUAUCCAUAUAUAUCCACAUAGUCCUUAAAAGUUCGUCACUCGUCGUUGAAAUUGCUGGUUGAUCCAGUAUGCAAAUUAUAGUGGAGGUUAAAUGGGGAACGACUAUAAUUCAUGGUUCGAUAGGCCGGUUUGUAAAGGACCUCAUUGAUUGACAUACUUAAAUAGUUGAUCGGUUUCCGAACGAACUUGUGGAUGAUAGACGUCGAAAGGGAGCUUCCUCGUUGAAGAGAAGUUCCGAAAGGACAGUUUUUAAAGACCCUUCAAGCUUUACAUUCAGUGAAUCGACAAUGAUAAAAUGGUCAAGAUAUAUUACUAUUCUAAUAAUUACUAGCGAAGUAUGAGAAUACGCUUCAUUAUUACUUAAGUAACGUAACGCAUUACGUAAGUAAGUACGAAUAGUGUAAGUAGACGAGGAGAGUGCCUUGUUGCCGUUUUCACUGUCUAUCAUGCAUAAAUCUUGUUAGUACGUACCGCACAGAUAUAAGUGCACGUCUGAAACACGCAAAAAUCCAGUCGAGCGUGCACGUGUACGCAGCUCACACCCUGAUAUGUGAGACUCAAUGAGUAGUUCUUCAAUUCAACAUGAACACGAGCUAUACAUAGUGUAUUAAGCAUUCCAAUUCAACAACAAGCGGCAAACAAGUUGCCAUAGAAACGCGUUGUAAAGGAGAAACAAUUUUCGACCGUUGGCCAACAAUUGUAUCUAUUAUGUUUUUACAAUAGAACUAUAUCACUUAUAAAUAUGUGUCAUAGAUAACAUCAAAGACGCUAAAUUACAUAUACGGUAAGCCGUUACAGGGAAAAGUAGAGUGAAAGCAAUAUAGAACAAUGCUCUACGGGAGGGUAUGAUAGAAAGCUAUGAUGGCAGCAAAACAAUAACGAUCACGAUAGGUUCCUGGUAAUAAAAAAAAUUCCUGGUAAAAAAAAUAAUAAUAAAUAAUAACA